This is a messenger RNA of Heterobasidion irregulare TC 32-1, 3381 nucleotides long. Its product is annotated as P-type ATPase. The transcript is spliced from 16 exons. Gene Ontology annotation, molecular function: magnesium ion binding; ATPase-coupled intramembrane lipid carrier activity; ATP binding. Lineage: Eukaryota; Fungi; Basidiomycota; Agaricomycetes; Russulales; Bondarzewiaceae. The coding region runs from base 1 to 3381 and encodes 1126 amino acids. Gene Ontology annotation, biological process: endocytosis; phospholipid translocation; retrograde vesicle-mediated transport, Golgi to endoplasmic reticulum. The record is from RefSeq and is a predicted model, not a curated record. Gene Ontology annotation, cellular component: endosome; plasma membrane; trans-Golgi network.
AUGCCCGUGGGACUCAAAGUCGCCGCGUCAGUUUCUGCAAGGAAGAACGGAAGAUUAGGGAGGCGGCGUGACGGGUACAAUGGAGAGCCAGAGGAGGAGGCAACGUUGCUUGGAGAGGAUGCUGAAGACGGGUAUUCGCAGGAAGAUGAAGGGGAUAGACGAGAUGGAGUUCUUUCUGAUUCUGCAUCUCAGCGGUCAUCUGUUUUGCGGAAGAGCGGGUCAAAAUCCUCGAAGGAUAAAUCUCGAAUAAUUCCUCUUCGCCCACCAGAGAAAUUCCAGAAUCGAUAUUCUCCCAACAUCGUCCGCAAUCAAAAAUACAAUGUCUUCACCUUCCUCCCCAUCGUCUUCUACGAACAGUUCAAAUUCUUUUUCAACCUGUACUUCCUCCUCGUCGCCCUGUCGCAAUUCGUUCCUGCGCUGAAGAUCGGCUUCAUUGCAACAUAUAUUGCACCCCUGGCGUUUGUACUUCUGGUGACUAUGGGAAAGGAGGCAUACGAUGACUAUAAGCGCAACCUUCGCGACCGGGAAGCCAACUCCCAACGAUACCUUAUCCUCGACUCUUCAGACUAUCACCCGUCCUCACCGCGCGAUCUCGAAGACAACAUGCCUCAUACACGCUCGGUCCCUUCUUCCUCGCUGCGUGUUGGCGACCUCAUUAUCAUCGAGAAAAACCAACGCGUUCCAGCUGAUGUCGUCCUCCUUCGAACAUCUGACAGUUCAGGGACCUGCUUCAUCCGUACAGAUCAACUAGACGGCGAGACUGACUGGAAGCUGCGUGUUGCGGUUCCCGCCACCCAGAAACUUCGCGCCGAGAAGGAGCUUUUGAGCAUUGACGCAGAGAUAUACGCUGAUGCUCCCAUCAAGGACAUUCACACCUUUAUCGGCACAUUCACUAUCAAUUCUCCGGCUUUGCAGGCACAGUCCAUCAACGACGUCCCUUUGGUGCAAGUUCCUGCCGUUGAACCAUUGUCUGCGGAAAAUGUUCUGUGGUCCAACACUGUGCUUGCAGCUGGCUCUGCUGUUGGACUUAUAGUCUAUACCGGCCCCGAAACUCGAGCGGUCAUGAACACAAGCCAUCCGAAAACGAAGGUUGGUCUCUUAGAUGAAGAAAUUAAUAGACUAGCGAAAAUUCUCUGUGCGGUGACAUUCGCUUUGUCAUUAGCCUUGGUCGCACUCAAUGGCUUUAGAGGGCUGUGGUAUAUCUACGUGUUCCGAUUCCUCAUCCUCUUUUCCUCUAUCAUCCCCAUCAGCCUGCGCGUUAAUUUGGACAUGGGUAAGACGGUGUAUGCUCACCAAAUUAUGACGGAUAGCGAGAUUCCUGGUACGAUUGUGCGGACUAGCACGCUCCCCGAAGAGCUCGGUCGGAUUGAGUAUCUUCUAAGCGAUAAGACGGGGACCUUAACCCAGAACGAGAUGGAGAUGAAGAAAUUGCAUAUGGGGACAAUGUCCUUUGGCUUUGAUUCGAUGGACGAGAUCGCGCAUCAGCUGGCAAUUGCUUUCGGGGGAUCUGGGGACCAAGGUGACGGGAUACUAUCUCACAUACAACCAUACCUGACCUUUGACACUACAGGACAUGCCAGACACGGCUCAAUCGUCACGGGCAUUCAGCUUGGGACUAGAGGCCGCCGAGAUAUAUCAUGGCGAGUCAAAGAUGUUGUGCUCAGUUUAGCACUGUGCCACAAUGUUACUCCGGUGACGAACGACGAUGGUUCCGUAACAUAUCAAGCUUCGUCUCCAGACGAAGUGGCCAUCGUGAAAUGGACAGAAUCAGUCGGACUUACUUUGAUUUUCCGUGAUCGCACGCGCAUUGAGCUGCAGACGCCUUCCGGCAACACGAUCUCGUUUGAGAUUCUGGAGAUAUUUCCGUUUACGUCUGAAUCGAAGCGUAUGGGGAUCGUAGUGCGGGACACUCAGACUGGGGAAAUUACGUUCAUGCAGAAAGGCGCGGAUGUCGUGAUGGCGAAGAUAGUGCAGCGGAACGAUUGGUUGGAGGAGGAGACUGCCAAUAUGGCCCGUGAAGGAUUGCGGACACUUGUGAUGGCGCGCCGAAGGCUCAGCGAGGCUGCGUAUGCGGACUUCAAACAGAGACAUCAUGCCGCCAGCGUGCGCCUCGACGGGCGUAGCGAGGCGAUGGCCACUGUUGUCUCUGAGACUCUCGAACACGACCUCGAGUUGCUCGGGCUGACAGGCGUCGAGGACAAGCUGCAGGACGACGUCAAGUCUACGCUGGAACUGCUGCGGAACGCUGGUAUCAAGAUUUGGAUGCUCACCGGCGAUAAGAUCGAGACGGCAACUGUCAUCGCCAUUUCGACUAAACUUGUGGCGCGAAAUCAAUACAUCCACCAAGUAGCCAAACUCAAGACAUCGGAUCAAGUCAGAGACGAACUUGACUUUCUGCAGAACAAAUUGGACUGCUGCCUAGUCAUCGAUGGCGAAUCACUUCAGUUGUGUCUGAACUUGUUCAAAAACGAGUUCAUUGAGAUCACGACCAAGCUCUCCGCUGUCGUGGCCUGCCGGUGUUCCCCAACUCAGAAGGCAGACGUUGCCAGAUUGAUACGAAGCUAUACGAAAAAACGCGUAUGCUGUAUUGGUGACGGCGGUAAUGAUGUCAGCAUGAUUCAGGCGGCUGAUGUCGGGGUUGGUAUCGUCGGCAAGGAAGGCAAACAAGCAUCGCUGGCCGCCGAUUUUUCUGUCACCCAGUUCAGCCACUUGACGAAACUGCUUCUAUGGCAUGGCCGGAACUCGUAUCGACGCUCGGCAAAACUGGCCCAGUUUGUCAUUCACCGCGGUCUCAUCAUCUCUGUGAUGCAGGCCGUGUUCUCGUCAAUUUUUUACUUCGCUCCCAUCGCGCUGUACCAGGGGUGGCUCAUGGUCGGAUACGCGACUUUAUAUACAAUGGCCCCCGUCUUCUCUCUCGUUCUCGAUCGCGAUGUCAACGAAGACCUUGCGUUGCUAUACCCCGAGCUUUAUAAGGAAUUGACAAAGGGUCGCGCGCUGUCCUACAAGACAUUUUUCAUGUGGCUCAUGAUCAGCGUCUACCAAGGCGCGGCAAUCAUGAUCAUAUCUCUUGUGCUCUUCGAGAACGAGUUCCUGAACAUCGUCGCCAUCUCGUUCACGGCCCUCAUUCUGAACGAGCUCAUCAUGGUGGCGCUGGAGGUCACGAUAUGGCACGUUUACAUGGUGAUCUCGGAGAUCGCCACCCUGCUCAUCUACACCAUCAGCAUGGUGUUUUUGCCUGAAUAUUUCGAUCUUGGUUUUGUCGUGUCGGUGCGCUUCCUGUGGAAGGUGGCGGUGAUCGUCGCCGUCAGCGCGGUUCCCCUGUAUAUUAUUAAGCUCGUAAAGAGUCGAGUGGCGCCUGCCGCGUCGAGCAAGCUGCUUUAA